AUAUAGUGAAUGCGGGGUCCGUGGAGAGAGGAUAUAGUGAAUGCAGGGUCCGGGGAGAGAGGAGAUAGUGAAUGCAGGGUCCGGGGAGAGAGGAGAUAGUGAAUGCAGGGUCCGGGGAGAGAGGAGAUAGUGAAUGCAGGGUCUGGGGAGACCGGAUAUAGUGAAUGCAGGGUCCGGGGAGAGAGGAUAUAGUGAAUGCAGGGUCUGGGGGAGACCGGAUAUAGUGAAUGCAGGGUCCGGGGAGAGAGGAUAUAGUGAAUGCAGGGUCUGGGGAAGGUCUGAUUUAUGAAUGCAUGAUAAAUAGAAACUGAUACUGGAGAAUUCA
Molecule: messenger RNA, 325 nt
Organism: Staurois parvus
Lineage: Eukaryota; Metazoa; Chordata; Amphibia; Anura; Ranidae
Source: the annotation of a GenBank genome assembly